AGAAAUCUGCUCAGAAAGUAUUUCACAAUGUUGUAAUGAGUUUCGUCCUUGCUGUCAGUGAAAGAAAAGCUCAAACAAAGCAGAUUUCAUCACAAUUGAAUGUUUUUGGUUAAAUUUGAAACAGUUUGAGGAGGAUGUUUUUCCUCCUUUCUGACACUGAAGCACCUUGCAAAUAGUACGUAAAUAAAAGCAUGACUUUUAUUUACAUACUAAUCCAUUCAAAAAACCUCAAAGUAUUGCUUUGAAGUUUUUUGAAUGGAUUAGGUAUUUUAAACCCAAAUACAAAUAGUUUGCAUUAUCCUUUUGCAUGUCCGUGACAAAAGUGAUAUAAAUACAAUGAACAGCUGCAGAUCUGUAGUCCAGACUGAAGAGGCUGAAGGAAAACAACCGCGGGAUGAUGGAAAUUUGUCAGUUCAUCACAGCAGCAUCAUUGCUGUGUGCCGCCUCUUCUCUCCCUGAACGUCAGUUUCAUUUUGUCAACGAGCUGAAGAACUGGACUGAAGCUCAGAGUUUCUGCAGAGAAACGUAUGCAGACCUGGUGACCAUACGCAGCAUGGAGGACGUGACGGCUCUGAACAACAUGGUCGAUUUAAACACAGUGGUCAACAUGAACAUGGAUUCCAAAAAUCGAUCCUGGAUUGGUUUGUUUGAUGACGUGCACAGCUGGAGGUGGUCCAUCUCUGACACAAACUUCUACAAAGACGGUGAAGCUCAGUUCAGGAACUGGGGAGGUGGUGAACCAAACAACUUCCAGGGUUCCGAGCGCUGUGGAGGGAUGUGGGAUAAUGGAUUAUGGAAUGAUAAUUACUGUGAAGGAACCAAUAAAGUAAUCUGCUCUGAUGUACAAGUUCCAGUUUCAAAGCAAGUGGUGAAGGUGAAGCUGGUGAAGACCUCCUCUGUGGAUCUGAAUGACCCUGCUGUGCUGGAAGACCUGCUGAAGAAGUUUGGACAGAAGCUGAAGGACAACAGCGUGGAUGGAGACGUAAAGCUGAGUUGGAGGGACCAAUCAGAGGGAGAGAUCUUCCACAAGGACAAAUAAUGAGCUUCAAACAAAAAAUAUAUUUUUUGUUCUUUGUUCUAUAUGAAGCUGUUUUACUGUUUUCUAAUAGUCUCUGUUUUCUAAUAGUACUCUUAACAGAGGCAAAGAGAACAUCUGUUAUUUUUACAAUUUUAAGGAUCCCUUUAAAUGAGAAACUAACUGCAUUGGGAGAAGGUCUGUGUAGCUGAAUGUAUCAAUAAAACACAUAGAGCUGGUAUUUUGACGAUUUAAUUAUUAAUAUUGUUGAUGUUAUCCUUUUGUCUUGAUUGAACCCGUGCUCGUAAUUAUAUCAAACUCACGUUUUUUCCACCAACUAAAGUCCUAAAACCUUCAGGAUUGUGACCACAGACCCAAAACAACCUGAACAUGGUUGCUUUAAAACAUCCUACUCUUCGGGACAAUUUUAAUUUAUUUUGAAAAAACUGAAACAUUUUUCUUGAAACUUCCAUUUAGUUCAUAUUUUAUUUGCUUAUUUAAUUUGACUUGAAUGUUUUAAUUAUUGAUGUUGUUAAUGUUUUUUUGGUCUUUAUUGUAAAUUACUUCUUGGAUCUGAAUGAAACAACCUGUAUAAAUAAAGCUUAAAUUAAAAAAUCUA
Molecule: messenger RNA, 1634 nt
Organism: Girardinichthys multiradiatus
Lineage: Eukaryota; Metazoa; Chordata; Actinopteri; Cyprinodontiformes; Goodeidae
Product: C-type lectin mannose-binding isoform-like
Exons: 5
Coding region: 395-1039 (214 amino acids)
Source: RefSeq, a predicted model, not a curated record